This is a messenger RNA of Cucurbitaria berberidis CBS 394.84, 4410 nucleotides long. RefSeq names its product DUF221-domain-containing protein. The transcript has 3 exons. Gene Ontology annotation, cellular component: plasma membrane. Gene Ontology annotation, molecular function: calcium-activated cation channel activity. The coding region runs from base 262 to 3996 and encodes 1244 amino acids. Lineage: Eukaryota; Fungi; Ascomycota; Dothideomycetes; Pleosporales; Cucurbitariaceae. The record is from RefSeq and is a predicted model, not a curated record.
GUCGGCCUACCCAGUCACAUAGGGUCAAUAAUGCCCUUCGUUAAGUUUUGAUUGUUCUCUGUACUGCUUUGUAUCAACGACCUAUUUGUACAUCUAAUAAACCCUUCCUCUACCACCUCUAUUGUUGUGCACCCGCUAGCAACUGUCGCGCCCUAGACCUCUUCCAUGGUCGCGAGGGUCUAGACACAGGGGUCACGAUUCACCACUCCACGAUUCAGGCCACCUGCACCACUUCAACUCCACCACCUUGGAGGCCUCACCAUGUCCAACACAGCCUCAGCGUCAGGGACGCCGACGCCCACUACAGGCACAGGCGCUGCCCUGAAGUCGGCGAACCAGAGCAUCGAGAACUUCGCUGCUUCGCUCUCUACCGCGGCAGUCAUCUUCGGUGUCCAGAUAACAAUCUUCUUGAUUCUCAGCGGGAAUUGGAAGCUACACAAGACCAAGAAGAGCACCAACGACAAGUCGGAAGACACUCAGAGCCUCUUUCACAAGAUCUAUUACUACAAGACAGCCUUCGUGCCAAAAGCGAAGCGCAUAGCAGCGCCCGUGACCGCCAUCGAAUCCUUCAAGAAUGUCUUCACCAUUAGCGACCGUGAGCUUGUUCGCAUCGCCGGUGUCGAUGGCUACCUCUUCCUACAGUACCUACAACUCUUACUCCGUAUAUUCAUACCCAUGGCUCUGGUCAUCUUACCCAUCCUCCUGCCCAUAAACCGACAUGGAGAUGUAGAGGGCGUAUCAGGCUUGGAUUCGUUUGCAUGGCCAAACGUCGGUGUGCCCGAGAAGGUCAACCGUCUGUGGGCGCAUUUGGUCGUUGCCGUCGGCGUUGUUCUAUGGGUCUGCUUCAACUUCUACCUGGCCUUGAGGAAAUUUAUACGUCUCAGGCAGACUAUUCUCACCUUGCCAGAGCAUCGCAUUCGAGCUUCUGCGACUACGAUUCUCGUGCAGAGCAUUCCUCGAAAGUGGCUGACUGUGCCGGCCUUGGACGCCCUUUACGACGUCUUCCCUGGCGGUAUCAAAGAUAUCUGGAUCAAUCGCAAUUUCGACGACCUGAUGGAGAAAGUCGACAAGAGGACUAAGAUUGCGAGGAAGCUCGAGUCAGCCGAGACAAAUCUCAUCAUCACAUGCACCAAGAAGCACUUGGAAAUGGAAGAAAAGGCCGCGAAAGAAGCGGGCAAGCGGAGAAGCAAAAAAGAGAAGAAGCAUGACGAAGCCAGACAGAACGAGCUGAUCAACCAAGACACCCACGACUCGGGUCUAGAUGCGGGUAACCCCCAUCAGAUUGAGGAACAGUUGCAGCUGGUGCUUAAAGAGGAGGACUCGUCUUCGUCGUCGUCAUCUUCACGCUCUACAUCGCCAGAUCGCAAGCGAGGAAUGAACCCAAUGCCCUUCGUGGGCCAGGGCAUCCACGCUGUCGGCGAGGGGUUUCGUGAUGUCGGGCAAGGUGUGAACCAAUUCAACAAGAAGAUAUACGGUGGAGUACGAGGCGUUUUCGGUGGAAAGCAACGCCAAGAGCACAGGCAGGAACUUGAGCUUCCUGAGCCGCACCUUGAUGGAAGCGCUGAAGUAACAGGUUCUUCUCCAAUCUCAGCGGACUAUGCGCAAAGGGGCGCCAGCAGUGAUACAUAUACUCCCUUAGCGGCUCCUAAUAAGGAGAAGUACGGGUCUGAGGGCACUGUGACAGAGCCAAACUCUCCUAAGCCUGCGGAGGCCGUUGAUCCGGAAGAGGAGAAGGAGAAACCCGCCAAAGGUGGAUUUCGUCCGUGGCAGAAGUUAAAAGCCGCCUAUUUCGGACAAGGCGAUUUCGCAAGCCCACAGCCGUUCCGACAACAAGGUGAGGUAUUGCCUAUGGAAAUCAAGAAUCCUGAGAAGAUCAAGUACGACACGAUAGGUCUCUACAACGAGACUUUUGCAGAGGACGAUGAGACCGCGGUCUGGAGGAGGUACAUGAAACCAAAGGACCGCGACACCAUGCGUUUACCAAUUUUCAAUCUGUCGUGGUGGCCCUCCAUACCGUUAAUCGGGAAAAAAGUAGAUACGAUCUACUAUUGCCGCAAGGAACUGGCCCUCCUGAACGUCGAGAUCGCCGAGGAUCAAGCCCAUCCUGAGCGAUUUCCAUUGAUGAAUUCCGCCUUCAUUCAAUUCAACCACCAGGUCGCAGCCCACAUGGCUUGCCAGUCAGUUAGUCACCAUAUUCCUAGGCAAAUGGCGCCUCGAACUGUCGAAGUCAACCCCAACUAUGUGCUCUGGGACAAUCUGACUAUGAAGUGGUGGGAGCGCUAUCUCCGCAUGGGGGCUGUCAUUGUCAUCAUCAUUGGGCUUGUCAUCUUUUGGGGUAUUCCUGUUUCGUUCACCGGAGCUUUGUCCCAAGUCAAGACAUUGAGUAACAAACUACAUUGGCUUCGAUGGAUCAACCGACUCCCUCCAUGGGCACUAAGCUUCGUUCAGGGUGUGUUGCCACCAGCUUUCUUGGCCAUUCUCUUUGCGGUUCUGCCUAUUACCCUACGUUUCCUGGCUGGCAUUACGGGUACAACGACAUCCGGAGAACGAGAGCUUCUCGUGCAGAACUUCUACUUCGCUUUCGUCUUCGUCCAACUUUUCCUCGUUGUAUCGAUUUCGACAGGUAUCUCAACAGCCAUUCAGGAUCUUCUCAACGACCCCAUCAGUGUUCCUGCAACACUGGCAAAGACCCUACCCAAGGCUGCCAACUAUUUCUUCUCCUACAUGAUUCUACAAGCACUCAGUAUCAGUUCCGGAACGUUGUUGCAAAUUGGAGCUGUCAUCAUCAUUAUCUUCCUCCGCUUCCUCGACACGACUCCACGAGAGAAGGUUACUAGGGUUUUGAGUCGGCCGGGGAUCAACUGGGGUACUAUGAUGCCGGUUUACACCAACUUUGGUGCUAUUGGUAUCAUCUACUCUGUUGUAUCACCGUUGAUCUUAAUCAUGAUGGUCAUCACCUUCUGUCUCUUCUGGUUCACCUACCGCUACCAGAUGAUCUACGUUAGCUAUGCGAAGGCCGAAACGAACGGUCUCAUAUUCCCCAAAGCUGUCAACCAACUCUUCACUGGACUCUACUUUCUCGAACUCUGUCUCGUCGGCUUGUUCUUCCUACAACGGGAUACCAAGAAUGAGCCAUCCUGCGUUCCCCAGGCAAUUAUCAUGAUUGUUGUUCUCGGCGCCACAUUGCUCUACCAGUUCAUCCUCAAUAGAGCUUUUGGGCCGCUCUUUACGUACUUGCCAAUUACGUUUGAGGAUGAGGCGGUGGAACGAGACGAAGAGUGGCAACGUGCACAAGCUGGCCGCUGGGAGAAAGACGACGAGGAUCACAAGCCGCUCACCACUCGGGAGGAUGCCAAGCAGACAGCAGAAGAGCGUGAAUUGGCUCACUUUGAGGAACAGAACCGUAUUGACAGAAACCAACGGGAAUCUUCCUACGGCCCGGGCUCCUACGAGUUGAACAACUUGGAUGGCAACCAGUCUAGUGCCAACGGCGUCGCCGGUACUCCUGACCGUUCCCGUCGUCUUUCAAACUGGGCCGAGAAGUCUCGCAAUAGCUCAAAGUCCCGGUCGCGCUCCCACUCGCACGCGCAUACGCCUAAGAAGCACAAACGCAAAGACCCACUUGACUUUGUCACUGACACCUUCAAGCGCGGCCUUGACGACGUUGUCCGUCCUGUUCGCGACAUUGAAGCUCAAAUUCUCCCCUCGAAAAACCUCUUCGACGACAUUGACGACGAGCUCGCAGACAUUGAGCCUGAGGCGCGCCAGAAGCUUAUUAAGCGCAGCUUCCAGCAUCCGGCUACGAGGGCUAUUCAGCCAGCCAUUUGGAUACCGCAUGACGAGCUGGAUGUUGCUAAGGAUGAGAUUCAGCGGACAAGUGAGUAUACGAAGAAGAUUUGGAUUACAAGUGUGAAUGCGAGGUUAGAUGCGAGGGGAAAUGUGCUAUAUCGGGGAUUGCCGCCUGAUCGGGAUCCGUUUGAGAACAUUGAGGUUUAAGGGGCCGUAGCGUGGUGAGCAAGGGAUGAUAAAGUUUGGAAGCUGGGUUUCCUUGGUCACUUUUAUUCCUGUGCAUCUUAUUUCCUGUCAGAGCGUAUUCUCUCUUGCAUCUUGCAUAGCGUGGUGGUUUGCAUGGUACACAGAUUUCCUUCUAUUCUACAGAUGACGAUACCCACCUUUUAUUACUUCCCUAUAAUGUAACGAUUCAUCACAUCGCAUCUGGUUUCAUCAAAAGAUUUCUCAAGACUUCUAUUAUUGUGGUAUAUACGCCCCUUGUCUCGCCGCCUAAUAUAUAUGAUGUAGGUACUAGACAGGGUUAUUAAAGUUGUAUUGAUGCCGUUGAGAACUCCAUUACCUCCCUCCAACCCUCGUCUUCUCUACGACGACUGUACCAGAGUUCUCGACCGGAUUUCC